AUGGCCGCCCGCUCCCUCCUCCUCUACGCGCUGCUCCUGGACCUCUCCACCGCCGCGCCGUCCCACGGCCUCACUCAAGCGGAUGUUGCGAAACGAUUGAAGGAGGAGCUGUCACAGAGGAACCGUGGGCAUGAGAUGCUCCAAUCAUGGAACGGGGACCCGUGCUCUCCGUCUACAUGGGAAGGGUUCUCUUGCGAACCCAAGGAUGGUGCCCAGGUCGUCGUCAAGCUGAACUUUUCUUCAAAGGACUUGCAAGGGCCGAUUCCUGCAGCGAUUGGAAACUUGACGGAGCUAAAUGAAAUUUAUCUUCAGUAUAAUAACUUCACUGGAUUUAUCCCGGCAUCCUUUUCUGCUCUCAGACACCUGCGGAAGCUCCAUGGAGGAUGUGCUACCCAAGAGUACUAUAGCUCACCUGCUGAAGAGUACCAAAGCCCACCUGCAGUUGCCAGUCAGAAAAUAUUUGUUAUUGGUGGUGUCGCUGGAGGAUCUUUGGCAUGUACUGUUGCACUCGGAUUGUUCUUUGUUUGUUUUAACAAACGUGAACGGCGUUCUCCAAAAAAGGACUGCUCUUCUACAACAAAUCCUGUUUUUCAAGAAUGCAGCAUCGAUAACACUACAAACCCUGCAGUACAACAGUUGUCCCUCAAAUCAAUCCAGACUGCAACAGGCAACUUCAAAACUUUGAUAGGAGAGGGUGGGUUUGGAUCAGUUUAUCGAGGUGCAUUAGCAAAUGGGCAAGAAGUUGCAGUAAAAGUCCGCUCAACUUCAUCGACACAGGGAACACGUGAGUUUAACAAUGAGUUAAGACUUCUUUCUGCUGUGUGGCAUGAGAAUUUAGUCCCACUUAUCGGCUAUUGCUGUGAAAAAGAUCAACAGAUAUUGGUCUAUCCGUUCAUGUCCAAUGGCUCACUACAAGAUCGCCUCUACGGUGAGGCAUCAAAAAGAAAAGUUCUUGAUUGGCCCACGAGAUUGUCUGUUUGCAUUGGUGCUGCUAGAGGGCUAGUAUAUCUGCACAAUUUUGCUGGGCGUUGUAUCAUACACAGAGAUAUUAAAUCAAGCAACAUACUUCUGGAUCACAGCAUGUGUGGCAAGGUUGCUGACUUUGGGUUUUCCAAGUAUGCACCACAGGAAGGUGACAGCAAUCCAUCAAUGGAAGUGAGGGGAACUGCUGGAUAUUUGGACCCUGAAUACUAUUCCACUCAGGUGUUAUCAACCAGAAGCGAUGUCUUCAGUUUUGGAGUAGUCCUGUUAGAAACUGUGACGGGAAGAUAUCCUCUUGAUGUCAAAAGGCCUCGUGCUGAAUGGAGCUUAGUUGAGUGGGCAAAACCUUACAUCAGGGAGUACAAGAUCGAAGAGAUGGUGGACCCUGGCAUAAAAGGGCAAUAUUGCUCAGAGGCCAUGUGGAGAGUGCUCGAGGUGGCAUCUGUAUGUACCGAGCCCUUCUCAACCUUCAGGCCAACCAUGGAGGAUGUCCUCAGGGAGCUGGAGGACGCUCUGAUCAUUGAGAACAAUGCUUCUGAGUACAUGAGGUCCAUCGAAAGCACUGGGACUCUGGGUUCCAACCGCUAUCUGUCCAUUGACAGGAAGAUGUUUGCAUCAGGGUCGGCGCGAAUCGACUCAACUAAGGGACAUGUACAAACAAUGCCCUCGCUUCCGCGGUAA
Miscanthus lutarioriparius is the source of this 1662-nucleotide messenger RNA. NCBI's taxonomy places the organism in Eukaryota, Viridiplantae, Streptophyta, Magnoliopsida, Poales, Poaceae. The record is from the annotation of a GenBank genome assembly.